Solea solea (common sole) is the source of this 3197-nucleotide messenger RNA. RefSeq names its product transient receptor potential cation channel subfamily V member 1-like. Gene Ontology annotation, cellular component: membrane. The transcript is spliced from 15 exons. The record is from RefSeq and is a predicted model, not a curated record. Lineage: Eukaryota; Metazoa; Chordata; Actinopteri; Pleuronectiformes; Soleidae. Gene Ontology annotation, biological process: calcium ion import across plasma membrane. Gene Ontology annotation, molecular function: protein binding; calcium channel activity. The coding region runs from base 65 to 2266 and encodes 733 amino acids.
CUGCAGGUCUGGAAUCAUAUAAUCUGCAAUUGAUACACUCUUAACAACAUUAAACACAAAUAAGAUGGAGAAAGAACCACCUCCAGAGGACAAGGAGCCCAACAACAUCCCAGACCGGCUGGACUGGCUUCUGAACACAGACACUGCAGAGAGCACUCCUAUGGAUACCAACAUUCUAAUGAUAAAUGUCACCACUGACAGUGUUUGCACAUCAGCAUUCACCAGGGAGCGACUCUUUGAAGCAGCAUCCCAGGGAGACACUACUCAGCUCGAUGGUCUGCUCAACUACCUGUUGGUUAAUAAUAAACGACUUACAAGCUCAGAAUUCACAGGCAAUGGGAAAACAGUGCUCCUCAAAGCUUUGCUGAAUCUGAAAGAUGGAAGAAACGACACCAUAGACGUCUUCCUCGACAUCGCAGAGAAAACAGGAGAUUUAAAAAACUUAAUCAAUGCGUCUUACAAAGAUGUUUGCUACAAAGGUCAGACAGCGCUGCAUGUGGCCAUUGAAAGACGGAGCUUCGAUCAUGUGAAGCUGCUGGUGCAGAAAGGAGCUGAUGUGCAAGCCAAAGCCAGUGGAACUUUCUUCCAGCGUGAUGCAGGACUGGGAUUUUAUUUUGGAGAACUUCCACUGCCGCUGGCUGCCUGCACCAACCAGUCCAACAUUGUCUCUUUCCUCAUGGAAAACCAGUAUAGAAGAGCAGAUUUGACCGACAAGGACUCAUAUGGAAACACUGUCUUGCACACAUUGGUCGUAGAAAACUUACCAGAAAACACAGAAAUGUUUGUGAAGAUGUACGACGAGAUCCUCAUUCAGUACAUCAAGCUUAACAAACCAAGACAAGUCAAUCUGGAAGAGAUUGAAAAUAAUCAGGGCUUGACUCCUCUGAAGUUAGCAGCCAAGAUGGGGAAGAUUGGGCUCUUCAGGCACAUUUUGCAACGAGAAUUUGUGGAUGAGGAGAUGAUGCCGCUGUGCAGGAAGAUCACAGAAUGGGUCUAUGGACCCGUUCACUCCUCACUUUAUGACACAAGCUCCAUCGACACCAACGAAGACAACUCUGUGUUGGACAUAAUUGUCUUUGGGAGCGAAAGUCCGAAUCGACCAGAGAUGCUCCAGAUCGAGCCUCUUUACAGUCUUCUCAAGGAUAAAUGGGACCGGUUUGCUUCCAAGUUAUUCUGGAUGAAUUUCGUGGUGUAUCUGAUAUACCUGGUCAUCUUCACCACUGUGACCUACUACAGAAGGGAAGGGGAGCCACCGUUUCCCAUUGAAAACGUCAAGGUUGACUCCCUCCGCCUCAUCGCCGAGAUCAUCACUGUCUUAGGAGCAGUGUGGUUUCUCUACAAAUCGAUAACUAUUUUCAGAAGGAACCCACCAAGCUUCACGUCUCUGUACACUGAUGGAGUCUUUGACAUUCUGUUUUUCCUGCAGGCAACACUUAUUCUGAUUUGCACAAUCUUAUACGUCACUGGACGGAGAGAAUAUGUUGGACUCCUCGUGUUGUCUCUGGCCCUUGCCUGGAUCAACGUCCUUCACUAUUCGAGAGGCUCUAAACAUAUGGGGAUAUACGCUGUCAUGAUGCAAAGAAUGUUGCUGGGUGACCUGUUGACCUUUUUAUGUGUCUAUGUGGUCUUGCUUGUUGGAUUUUCUGCAGCUCUUGUUACUCUGAUGGCUGACUCCAUUUCAGCUCUUCAAGCCUAUGAGGACAAUGACAAUGAUGGAAGGAGCGUUGGCGUCCCGACAUUUGGCAAGAUGCCGACUUACGAUGACCUCCGUUUCACAGUACUGGAGCUCUUCAAGUUCACGAUUGGAAUGGGAAAUCUGGAGUUCACCGACUACGUGCAGUAUAAGGAGGUUUUCUACAUCCUGCUCAUCUCGUACAUCGUUCUCACUUACAUCCUGCUUCUCAACAUGCUCAUCGCCCUGAUGGGCAACACAGUCGAUAGAAUCUCCAGAGAAAAUAUAAACAUCUGGGACCUGCAGAGAGCUUCUACAAUUCUGGACAUUGAGAGAGGACUGCCCAAGUUUCUGACGAGCAGGCUGUUUUCCAACAAUUUCAGGACGGUGUGUGUGAAAAGUGCAAACAAUGAGACUCGCACAUUUUUCAGGGUGCAGGAGAUGAACUGGAAAAACUGGAGGUCAGGGCUGACUGUGACCCAUGAGGAACACCCAGGGAAUAACAUGAUGCAGCCUCACUCCCGCUCUCCAGGGAAACUGUGGGAGAGGAUUCGUGUCAGACAUCACCAACCACAUCCUUCCAGCGUUCUCUGAUUUUACACAUGAAACAAUAACAGUAAUAAUAAUUCUUAUUAUUUUUAUUAUAAUUUUUCUACCAGGAAAACGUAGCACUGAUAAAUCAGGGACAUUGUGAACCAACACAGUGUGAUAAUGCUGACAACUGACCACUGAGAAGAGGAAAGCUCUCACACACACAGUUUACCAAACUCAUAUGGGGAUUUGCAUUUCAAUUGUUUAAACAAAGUGUGGAACCUUAAGUGUCCUUUAAGCCUUUCAUGAUCAGAGACUGAAUCUCAGAGAUUCUUUUUGGGGUUGCCAUAUAUGCUUGCUUAAUUUAUAUCCAGCCUUAUAAUUAACGCUGUAGUUUUUUUAAAUAUAAAAGAAAUGUCAAAGAAGUUUACUCAGUGCUGAUUAAAGGCCCAUUUAUACUCCGUUUUCAUCUAUAUGCAUCCCAAACAUUAUCUCCAUCACCUGUGGGACAAGCUAACAUGAGGAUGGAUAUGAACUUACUGACCCUUGUGUUUUUUUUUUUUUUUAAUGAAUUUAAAUAACUAAACUAACUAAAAUAAAUAAAUGUAUUUAGGCGGAGAUAGCAGGACAUUUGAUUGUUUAUAAAGGUGUAGUCAGUGCAUAUGUAUUUUAUUUAUAACUUGCUAAUGUGAUAAGUGAACCAGCUUGAUUUUUAACUAUCUCAUUUCAACAAGUCCAGUGUAUUUGGCACUGGUGUGUAUGAACUAAUGUCUCCAUACAGUCUUGUAACAGAACAUCAUGUGCCUUGACUUUGCCUCCCUAUCAGCAGAUUCCCAGACUGUCUAAGCAACCAACUGCUGCCAACAGUGCUGUGGGGGGCAGGUGAUAAAAAAACAAAAACCGUCACUCCUUUCUGCAGAACCACAGCACAGACCGCCUUCAUGUGCUGUGCUGUCUGUUUCCUCUUGCAAGAAGAAUAAAACUGUCAAAGACA